Messenger RNA from Exophiala spinifera, 1836 nucleotides. RefSeq lists its product as uncharacterized. Gene Ontology annotation, cellular component: membrane. Lineage: Eukaryota; Fungi; Ascomycota; Eurotiomycetes; Chaetothyriales; Herpotrichiellaceae. The record is from RefSeq and is a predicted model, not a curated record. Gene Ontology annotation, biological process: transmembrane transport. The transcript has 2 exons. Gene Ontology annotation, molecular function: transmembrane transporter activity. The coding region runs from base 1 to 1836 and encodes 611 amino acids.
AUGGGCUCUUAUAACGCUGACCACGACGAGAUUGAAACAAGGCCUCAGCGUGAAGAUGGGGGACCUUCAGCACACAAGAUUGGAGAGGAAGUCCUUGAUGCUCGUAUCCACGACGACCAUGGCGAUGCCCACAAGGCUGCACUCGAGGACGCCGAUGCUGACGGUCAUGUUGCGGCAUCUACUUGGGCUGCAGUGUUUUUUCUGGGAUUCACUUUCAUACCGGCAUUGAGUUUUACCCUCAACUCGUUUGUACCUGUUGCAUCUGUGGUGGCAUUGCAAUUGCAAGACAACCUCCAUAAUCUGAAUUGGAUUUCGGGUGGUUUUUCUCUUGGAGGUAGUGUCGCUUUUGCAAUUGCAGGCCAAUUAAGCGACUACUUGGGCCGAAAGGACAUUAUUCUCGGUGGCCAAACAUUUCUCCUCGUUGGCCACCUCGUUGGCGCUACUGCCCAGACUUUGGAUCAAGUCAUUGCUGCCAUGGUGCUACUUGGGCUUGGAACUGGUGCAACUUUUGUUACCUACGCGGGAAUCUCAGAGAUCUUACCCCAUAAGUGGCGAGCGUUUGGUCUCGCCACCACCGAGGUUUUCCUCAUGGCAUUGGGUACUUUUGGGCCUUUGACUGGUCGCGGAUUAACACAGAACGUGACAUGGAGAUGGCUUUUUAUACUCGGCGACAUCACUGCGGUUAUUGCUAUGGCAGGGACUUUGAUUUUCUAUCACCCUCCUUCUCAGGUUUUUCAGGAUCGCACAAAGCUUCAAGUCUUAGGCGAGCUGGACUACUUCGGCCUUUUCCUCUACACGGCAGGGGUUACACUAUUUCUUCUCGGCAUCGGCUGGGCCACACAACCAUAUGCUUGGACGAGUGCAGCUGUUCUUGCACCACUUCUGAUCGGCAUCGUUCUGUUCCUUGCUGCUUUUGCUUGGAGCUUCUCCGGCCGACCAGGCAGGCCACUUCUACCAUUGCGAUUGUUCAAACAGUGGAGGGCAUACACUAUCAUCGCCAUCAUCGGGUUUACCUCAGGCCUUGCACAUAUUGCGCUGGUCACGUUCGUGCCGCAGCAAAUUGCUUAUGUCUUCACUAGCGACCCCAUUCUCGCUGGUUGGUACAAUGUUCCCGUUGGAUUUGGCGCAUGUAUUGGGGGUGUUCUGCUUGGGCCUCUCAUCCCUCGAAUCAAGCACGUUCCUCUUCAAUUUCUGGCUGCCAAUGCUAUCCAAGCCGUUUCAUGUGGUCUUUUGGCCAUUGUAACUCCCAGACGUAUUGCGGGCGGCAUAGUCAUUCAAGCCAUAUCGAAUCUUCCCUUCACAUGGAUCAUCGUCUUGAGCUAUACGAGUGUGGGUCUACAUGUUCCUCAACGGGAGCUUGGCCUCGCAUAUGGUUUGCUUGGGGCAAUUCGAUACCUUGGAGGUGCAGUCAGCAGCACUAUUUUCAACACUAUUCUUAGUGCUAAGGUCGGCCACUACCUCCCGACAAGGGUCGCAAGUGCGGUUGUACCACUUGGAUACCCGGUAAAGGACAUUGAGAAGUUGAUACAAGCUCUGUCGUCUCAUGUACCUGCAAGGCUAGCGGCAUUUCCUCCUGACGUGGUCGCUGCCGCAGCCGAUGCAAUGCGCUGGGGGUAUAGUGAUGCGUUCAACUGGAUUUGGUAUGCCGCAAUUCCAUUUUUUGUCGUGGCUUGCUCCAUAUCUCCAUUUGUCUUGGACCCUUCACCCUACUUUACAAACCACACCGCUGUUGCGUCUACCGAUGAGAGCAUUGUCAGUCGACUUACGCGAAACCGUCGCAAGGCUGAGAGGUCCCUCGAUAUUGAGAAGGAAGUUCGUGUUGAACAAAGAGAAUGA